GACCUCUGAACCACUAGGAACAAAUCCGAGGAGAAUCGGCCCGGGAAGACGGUUGCUACGGCCGCCAUUACAACGCGCGCAAGAACGAACUUGUGCAGACUGUCGCACCGAGCUCCCGAUUUUGCCAUAAGAUCUAGGCAGCUUGAAGGACAGCCCAAAGACGGAUGUUUCCACCCUUGUUGAGACUGAAGUGCUGCAUUUUUUCCUGCACUGCCUGAAUAGCUGGAUUUGAGUACUGCCAGGAGAUGUAUGCUGUCUCUGUGCUGAUCUAUAACACUGGUUGCAGAAAUACUUCGGGUGGACUGUUUCGACGUCAUGGUCACAGUUCACACCAAGCAGUGCUAGCCUCUCUCUGUAGGCAGUGUUCGAGCAUUUAUAUAUAUUUCUGUCUCUCAACUUAUUUCCACAAACGCGACAGUGCUUCUGCAGUUCUUCCUGGUGGAAGUCCCUGUAUUUUUCUCCUAUGUAUAUACAAU
Messenger RNA from Geodia barretti, 476 nucleotides. The record is from the annotation of a GenBank genome assembly. NCBI's taxonomy places the organism in Eukaryota, Metazoa, Porifera, Demospongiae, Tetractinellida, Geodiidae.